AACGAGACCAACCUCACGCGCCCGCCACAGAGACGCCGCACAACGCCUGCGUGACAUCCCCACCGCAACAAUGGAUCUCGACUCGGAUGACGAGACCCUGCGCAAGCUCGCCCUGGGCGACUCCAUGGACUACGCGUCCUGGCCCUCGCUGCUCUGCGACAUAGUUGCGCGCAUCGAAAAGAUCGCGCACAAUGAUUUCCCCAUCCCCAUCCUCCCCGCCCCGGCAAGGCUCGUGCCGCUCCCGAUGCCGUGUUUCUUCGACCCGCUUCCCUCAUCAGAUCCCAUAGGCCCCGCCGAACGGCCUAGGGAAGACAUGGAGGCGGAAAAGGAUGCCGACGCUUCACCGGGCUCGUCGCAGGAGACGAACAAGGAGAAUGCGAACCCAGCGGCAGCAGCCCAGGAGCCGGCCGCUGCCGCCGCCCAGCCAGCCGAUCCCGGCACCACCACCCCGCCGCCGCCUCAACCGCCAUCAGCCGCCCCGGGGGCGGCUGAAGUCUCGCCAUCGCAGCAGAGGCCGGAGCUGCCACCCCAGAUCGCGGCGCAGCUGGCAGAGAUCACGUCGACACUAACCAAGGGCUUCCCCUCGCACCCACCCCACACCAUCCAGCGCCUGGCCGAGCUGGUGCUGCGCCCGCGCCAGCACUACCGGUCGCUGCCAUCCUACCUGCAUGCUGUCGACCGUGUCAUUCAGGUCGCCUCAGGCGCCCACAUAUUUCCGCUACCGCCCGCCGCGCCCGACCCAGCCGCCAUGGCCGCCCUGGCCAACGGUGUCCUCGGUAGCGCCCGUCGCCCAUCCUCGUCUUCAUCGGCCGCCGCCACCGCCGCCGCUACCGCCGCCGCCGCCGCCUCCCCAGUCUCGCUGUCGUCGGCAAACUCAGUCCACCCGGGCUCCGACGAGGCUCUGGGUGGUGCCCUCUUGACCCCCAUCCCCUGGCUUACCCGACGCGCCGAAAGCGUGGAUGGCGCGGACGCGGCCCUGAGCCCGGAGCCAGACAUGAUGGACGGCGGAAGCAGCGACGACGGUCUCAGCGACACUAGUGGCAGCGGCAGCGGCGGCGCUGGGUCCCACCAGCCACACGACGCCCAGCAUCACGGAUCGGGCCGCCCGCGCCAGCAGCAACGGCUCAGUACCGAGUCGACUGAGACCAUAGAGGGUCCCAACGGCGUAGGCCAUAUUGAGACCGUUUCUGUCUCUGUCAACGGCACCUUCUCUCACCACGGCGCCGGGGCCGCCAUGGCGGCGGCAAUGGCCCGCGCCAGCGCGUCGGCGUCGUCCCUGUCAUCCGUCGGCGGCGAGAACCAGGGGGUGACGCAGGGCGAGCUGAUCAGGGAGGAGCAGCGCCACGGCGUCAUGCCCACAAACCAGGCGGACCGGAGGGCGGCAAAUGCGGCGUCGGACGAAAUGGACGACGUGAUCCUCCACGGCGUCGCGGACGGCGAAGCCGCCGAGGCGAAAGCGAAAAACGGCGACGGCGACGAAGAAGAGGCGCCGCACCUGCGGGGGCCAGAGCAGAUCGGACUCGCGGACACGGGGCUGCAGGCGGCGGGCACUAGCAUCCCCGCGCCGGGCGAGUCCGCGCCCCCGUUCGAGCUGGACCACCUCAACGUCGAGGCCGCCGUCGGCCGGCCCCGCGACGGCGCCCCGGCGCCCGCCUCGGACGACUCCGACUCGGUCACCGAGGGCGCCCCCACGCCCAAGAGGGAGGCCGACGGCUCGGCCGCGGGCGGAGGAGACCAGGGGGAGCCCCCGGCCAAGAAGGUCAAGGGGGACCAGGACGCGGCGGCGGCGGUGGGUAACGCGGCUGCCUCGGACGCGUCGGCGAAGCAGGGCGGCGACGCCAGUGUCGAUUUGGAUGGUGAUGUUUUAAUUACAGAUGAUGCGCAGCCAGCCACCUAGGUAGCUAGCUACAUACAUGGUCGACAUAAUAACGAGAGAGCGAGAAUGCGCGACGGAAUUGUGUUAUUUAGCGUAUAGGAUCGGUUUGCUCACAUCAGUUUGAGCAUCGACUUAUCUGCUUUCUUGUUUGUUCCAUCGCGGCCUGUCCCUAGAGAGCACAAGAUGUCCUGUAGAUACGAUUCCACCUAUCCCAGUAUGCCUGCCACAGCCAUUGCGUAUAUCAAUUUCUUAGGCGCUUGGCUCAUUACAUUGGUGGGUACACGCACAGGCACCCUACCAGUUUCCCAACUAUAUAAGCACCGAGUAUGUGAGGCGAGAAAUAGCAAACGGGUACAGGGCAAUAAUCCCAAAUAUCACAAAACAACCAACACCAG
Molecule: messenger RNA, 2271 nt
Organism: Gaeumannomyces tritici R3-111a-1
Lineage: Eukaryota; Fungi; Ascomycota; Sordariomycetes; Magnaporthales; Magnaporthaceae
Exons: 3
Coding region: 71-1897 (608 amino acids)
Biological process (GO): protein dephosphorylation
Cellular component (GO): nucleus; protein phosphatase 4 complex; cytoplasm
Molecular function (GO): protein phosphatase regulator activity
Source: RefSeq, a predicted model, not a curated record